Molecule: messenger RNA, 3681 nt
Organism: Xenopus laevis (African clawed frog)
Lineage: Eukaryota; Metazoa; Chordata; Amphibia; Anura; Pipidae
Gene: ndrg4.S
Product: NDRG family member 4 S homeolog
Cellular component (GO): cytosol; cytoplasm; membrane
Source: RefSeq, marked provisional
GCGCUCACUCCUUUAUUUUGUAUUGUUCCACCUCUUGCUCACAUUAUUUUCUAUCCAUUGCCUUUAUAAAGCAUUUUUUUGCAGCUUGCUUCUCAUCCUCUGUUUUUAUUGUUCUCCCCUAUAUGCCUGUGUAAGACUAUCUAAAGCUUGCUGUCUCCCUGGCUUUGCUGGACAGCUCCCUGCCUCUCUUCAUUCUACCUACCUGCUUCUCCCUUUCAGACAGAUACAUCAGGAGGUCUCUCAUUCUGCCUGAAGCAGUUCUUUGCUGCGUUGUCUGCAGAAAUAAUGAAGCUGCUGGGGCAUAAGAUAGAGCUCUGGGCAGGCUUGCUGCUGCCAGACGUCAGCAUAUCUGGGAUGAGUGAGCUUCGAUUUCCAGAGGAGAAACCUCUUCUCAGAGGCCAAGACACAGAGAUGGAGUCUGCUGACACCUUUCUUUCUGCUGCGGACACAGACUGGAAAGAACAUGACAUUGAAACCCCAUAUGGAAUGCUACACGUGGUUAUUCGAGGGACUCCAAAAGGCAAUCGGCCUGCCAUUCUUACCUACCAUGACGUGGGGUUGAACCACAAACUUUGUUUCAACACCUUCUUUAACUAUGAGGAUAUGCAGGAGAUAACUAAGCACUUUGUGGUGUGCCAUGUGGAUGCCCCAGGGCAGCAGGUGGGGGCAUCACAGUUUCCUCAGGGGUAUCAAUAUCCCACAAUGGAUCAACUGGCAGCCAUGCUACCCAGUGUCAUGCAGCACUUUGGGUUUCAAAGUAUAAUUGCAAUUGGUGUUGGAGCAGGAGCCUAUGUCCUUGCAAAAUUUGCUCUAAUUUUCCCAGAGUUAGUGGAAGGCAUGGUUCUGAUUAACAUUGACCCCAACGGAAAAGGGUGGAUUGAUUGGGCAGCCUCCAAGAUUUCUGGGCUUGCCAGCUCCCUACCAGAAACUGUGCUGUCUCACCUAUUCAGCCAGGAGGAGUUGAUGAAUAAUACAGAGCUUGUGCAAAACUACCGGCAGCAGAUCAGCAACUGUGUGAACCAGAGCAAUUUGCAACUAUUCUGGAACAUGUACAACAGUCGAAGAGAUCUAGAAAUGAGUCGUCCUGGAACUGCUCCAAAUGCUAAGACUUUGAGGGCACCAGUGAUGUUGGUGGUUGGCGAUAAUGCUCCAGCUGAAGAAUGUGUGGUUGAAUGUAACUCAAAGUUGGACCCAACUAACACAACAUUCCUAAAGAUGGCUGAUUCUGGUGGCCUUCCACAGGUGACACAGCCUGGAAAACUGACAGAAGCAUUUAAAUAUUUCCUACAAGGAAUGGGAUACAUGCCCUCAGCAAGUAUGACCCGGCUGGCCCGCUCCCGCACAGCUUCUCUAACCAGUGCCAGCUCUGUGGAUGGAUCCCGUCCUCGACCCUGCACCCAGUCUGAAAGCAGUGAUGGCAUUGGCCAAAUCAAUCACACAAUGGAGGUUUCCUGCUGAACUCCUGAGUACCAAUGCCCCUUUACCCUCUGAUCUAUCCUUUAUGCCAUUCAUUAUUCUUCUUUACUGGUUUUGCUUCCUGUUCCCCCCUUUAAACAGCGUCUGGCGUUUCUUGGGGAUCUUAUAAUCAGAAUGACAGCAAAUCAUCUUGCAUCUGGUCCAGUGCUUUUAGGGCUUAUUCCUGCGAUUGGAUGUAAGAAGCAUCCCAAAAUGAAGAAGGGGGAAAAGAGGAGGUAGAAAUAUGGUUAAAUAUCAGAUAGGCAUCUAAUACUUGUUAUUAACUAAUAACAAAAAUGCACUAGGAGUCUGAUACAGUGGGAUUUCUUUGGUGCUCUGCAAAAUGUUGGUAAGCGUUAAGAGCCGCUCCCAGCACAAAAAGUCACAAGCCGGGUGACUUCUGUGCUGUGAUCUAAGAAAUGGCAAAGAGUUGCAUACAAUUUGAUGAUGCAUGGAAGUGCUGAUCUGUUGGACUCUAAAGAUAAGAUUGACCAUGUGAAAAUCUGGGGAGGUGCAGGUCACUAUUUAAGUCACUACAAUAUUGUAAUCAAGGCCUUUACAACAAUUGUUAAUUAGAUAAUACCUUUAAGGAGAAAGACAAUGUCUUUCCAAGAAAUUGAUACAGUGAUUUUUUGCCUUUUGGUGUGACAGUGCAGAGCAUAAGCUGAAUCCAGUCCUCAGUGAAAUCCUGCAGGGAGGGAUUUUAGGAAAAACUUUUUGUAUGAGGCAAUGGCAAGAUGACAGUUGAGGCACUAACAGAUUUUGGUUUCCGACAACUUAUUUUGAGAAAAGUUAUCUAUAAGUUUGUAUGGUUUUCCAUCAGCACAGGUUUGAAACCAUUAGCUUGGGGUGCAAAGUGGCAUGUCUUGAGGAACUGAAAAUAUGCAUAUUAUCAAAUGUGGUAAAGAGAUUGUAUGCAUUAUGGGCCAGAGUUAACAUGUAGCUUACACAUUAGCGCCUAAAAGCCUUGAGCUGCACACAGUACCUGAGUGCGAAAGGUACAUAAAGGUGUAUGUGGAAUAUAUCUAACAUCUGCUUUCCUAUAGUAGGUUAACAUUUUUUUUUCUAGCUGAUUGCAAAUUGUCUGUGACGUGCAAUUUAUUAUCCCAAACACAAUAGACCCAGCUUCAUUUCCAUUUUUAAUGGCUGAAUGUGUAAAGUUCUAAACAGAUUACAUGAUAACAGGAUUGAAAAUAAAGCAUACUGUAUGUUUUGGUAAUUUUAUAAACAGGAACCUUUGUGUGGGUCAUCUAACAGGCUAAUCUGUUAGACGUUUGCUUCACUCCAUUAUGUGCAAUUAUGGUGUGUUUUGGCUGCUACAUUAUCUGUGGGUAUGCAGAUUUCCAGGAGGAUGAAUAAAGUAAUGGCCUCCCUCAAGAAUGGAUUACUGGUUAUUUGCUGGAAUAUUAUGGAUAUUGGAAGGGUGAUGUGGAUUUUCAGCACUCAGCUUGUAGUAGUGGCCUUCCUAUAGUAUAGAAUAUAGGACAGAAUAAGAUCUACAUGUCUGUAUGUAGGAUAGGUGUCUGUAACUGGAAAUGGUAAGAAACGACUGCAGCAAAAUAUUCUGUUUAGUAGCGAUGUAAAAAAGACAAGCUCCAGCACACAGGUGAGCAGUGACACCAGUAGAGGAUUGCCCAUGCUUUCAGCAAUGCUCUGCACAGGCUGUGAUGCUAUGAGAUUCCUAUAGCAGACUAGUUAUUUAUAUACGCAAAGCACUUCUUGUCUCCGGCAUGCAAAGGAUAAAGCAAUGCUAGACAGGUCUGUGGCAAGGGGUUACCUUUUUUUACACCAUUUGAAUAUAUUUUAAAGCCAUGUCCUGUCUCCCCUGCAUCUUCAUCUUAGUGUCUCUCCCUCUUCCUCUUUCCAAAUCUCUACUUGUCAUAUGCGUGUUCUGCCAAACACUCAAUAUAUUUCUAUAAAUACCUAUACAUAAUACAUUUAGGAAUCUUCGAUAACCCAUGUUUAACUGUGGUCCCCAUUUAAUGUGUUCUGCAACUUUUUUUAAGGUGGAAUUUAAUGGAUUCUGGUUAAUAUUUAUCCUGUCUCUGUGCACAGUGAUUCUGUUAUACAUAUACAACAUAUAGGAAUAUUCUUUGGUGUGUGCAUUGUGAUGGUUGAUGCUUCUAGUUGCAUUAAAGCCAUCAUUACAAAUACUCCUACUUGAUCUGAUGAGAGAUACAAUUACAUUCAUUUGUUGGGAAAUCUAAAUAAAACACUUAAACCUGC